GUACGGUAGGCGCGGAGGGACAAAAAGGAGAAGUCGCUGCCAUCAAGGAGCAGAGACUCGGAAACUCGGGUUUUCCCGCCAACGUGUGAAUCAGUCAGAGCGAGGCGCGUCAGCGUGCACAAGAGAGGAACCGAGUCACGGCCUUUAUGGUCGCAGUUAUCACCAAGCAUAGUACCAUCAAACUGAAAAUGAAACGCCGCCAAAAACGAAAUCCGGACCCAGAGACCACGCGGAAGCGGAGACUAACUUAAUGGUGGUUCUUGGGCAGGAGCGGAAUUGUGGUGCCGGAGUGAAGAAACACCGUUUCUUAAGGAAGUCGUGGGGAGACGAGAUGCCUUCUGGGACUGCCCUGGGCCGCAGGAGUCCACCCAGGGACGCUCCUUCUAUGAGGCAAGGAAAGUGUGCAUCUGAUUGCAGCCAAGUCAUUGAAGGGGGAAAGGUUCACUUGAGAGGAAACGGUUUCAGGAAGUGGGUUUCAGGAAGUGAAGAAUUAAGAAGCAAUCAUGUCUAGAGAGACAGAUAACACCGAAAACAUCAAACAUCUGUUGCUUUGUUUGCUGACUUGAGAGCUGGGGCUGCAUGGCCGGUCCCUGGGAAUGGGAUGUCCAUCCCAUUCAGGGAUCGUAGAAGAAGAAGGAGGAGGAGGCCGGCUCUUUCCCAGCCCCGGCUGUUUCCGCCGCUGUCGCCGUGACCACAAGUGAGACGCAGAGGCCGGGGAAAAUGUCCACCGUCACUUCGGCCAUCCAGGCUCCCCAGGGCCCCAUCAACCCGCCUCCUCCGGAGGUCACCAAUCCCAGCAAGCCAGGGAGGAAGACAAAUCAGCUCCAGUACAUGCAGAAUGUGGUGGUGAAGACCUUGUGGAAGCACCAGUUUGCUUGGCCUUUCUACCAGCCGGUGGAUGCCAUUAAGCUGAAUCUGCCGGAUUAUCACAAAAUAAUCAAAAACCCGAUGGAUAUGGGGACGAUCAAGAAACGCCUGGAGCAUAACUAUUACUGGAGUGCCAGUGAAUGCAUGCAGGAUUUCAACACCAUGUUUACAAAUUGCUACAUCUACAACAAGCCCACCGACGACAUCGUGCUCAUGGCUCAGGCCCUGGAGAAGAUCUUCCUGCAGAAGGUGGCCCAGAUGCCCCAGGAGGAAGUUGAAUUGUUACCUCCGGUCCCGAAAGGCAAAGCUCGGAAGACGGCCGCCAGCACACACAAUUCAGGAGCCCAGCACGCGCUGGCUGUGUCUUCCGUCGCUCCGCCUGCCCCCUUCCAGAAUGUGCCCCCCUCCGUCUCUCAGACGCCGGUCAUUGCCGCCACGCCCGUGCCAAGCCUCACCACCAACGUCUCCCCCAUCUCCGCCCCCCCUGCCGCCGCGCCCCCGCCGCCGCCGCCGCCACCUCCUGCCGCCCCCAUCAUGCCUGUCGUCCCUCCCACGCCGCCGAUUGUCAAGAAAAAGGGGGUGAAGCGGAAAGCGGACACCACCACGCCCACCACCUCGGCCAUCACCGCCAGCCGCAGCGAGUCGCCCCCUCCGCUCUCGGACCCCAAGCAGGCCAAGGUGGUGGCCCGGCGGGAGAGCGGCGGCCGCCCCAUCAAGCCGCCCAAGAAGGACCUGGAGGACGGGGAGGUGCCCCAGCACGCGGGCAAGAAGGGCAAGCUGUCGGAGCACCUCAAGUACUGCGACAGCAUCCUCAAGGAGAUGCUGUCCAAGAAGCACGCGGCCUACGCCUGGCCCUUUUACAAGCCGGUGGACGCCGAGGCUCUGGAGCUGCACGACUAUCACGACAUUAUCAAGCACCCCAUGGAUCUCAGUACUGUGAAGAAAAAAAUGGACGGCCGGGAAUAUCCAGACGCCCAGGGUUUUGCCGCAGAUAUUCGGUUAAUGUUCUCAAAUUGUUACAAGUACAAUCCUCCUGACCACGAAGUUGUGGCUAUGGCAAGGAAGCUUCAGGACGUCUUUGAGAUGAGGUUUGCCAAGAUGCCGGACGAGCCUCCCGAGCCUCCCCCUCCGCCUCCCCCGACGGCGCCAGUCGUGAGCAAAAGCACGGAGAGCAGCCACAGCAGCGAGGAGAGCUCCUCCGAUUCGGACAGCUCGGACUCCGAAGAGGAGAGAGCCACACGGCUGGCGGAGCUUCAGGAGCAGGACUGUUCCCGAUCAUUGAGGCAGUGCUACAAGGUCAAUGACUCCCGAGACUGGAAUGGAUGGAAUCUGAAGGCCGUCCACGAGCAACUGGCCGCCCUGUCUCAGGCUCCGGUGAACAAGCCAAAGAAGAAGAAGGAGAAGAAGGAGAAGGAGAAGAAGAAGAAAGACAAGGAGAAAGAGAAGGAGAAAGAGAGGAACAAGGCGAAGGCCGAGGAAGAGAAGAAGGCCAAAGUGGCCCAGCCGGUGAAGCAGGCCCAGCAGAAGAAAGCACCAGCCAAGAAGGCGAACAGUACGACCACUGCCAACAGGCAGCCAAAGAAAGGAGGGAAGCCGGCCUCGGCACCCUACGAUUCGGACGAGGAGGAGGAGGGUCUGCCCAUGACCUACGACGAGAAGCGUCAGCUCAGCUUGGACAUCAACCGUUUGCCGGGGGAGAAGCUGGGCCGGGUGGUACAUAUAAUCCAGUCCCGGGAGCCCUCCCUCAGGGACUCCAACCCCGACGAGAUCGAAAUAGAUUUUGAAACCUUGAAGCCCACCACGUUACGAGAACUGGAGAGAUACGUCAAGUCUUGUUUACAGAAAAAGCAACGGAAGCCGUUUUCUGCGAGUGGGAAAAAGCAAGCCGCGAAAUCCAAGGAGGAGCUCGCUCAGGAAAAGAAGAAGGAGCUGGAGAAACGGCUGCAGGACGUGAGCGGGCAGCUGAAUAACAAGAAGCCUGCAAAAAAAGAAAAAUCUGGCUCCACCCCCUCUGGCGGCCCGUCCCGUCUCAGCAGCAGCAGCUCCUCGGAAUCGGGAACCAGCAGCUCCAGCGGGUCCAGUUCGGACAGUAGCGAUUCGGAAUAAACCGCGGACACUUCUCGGGCCUGGCCGGCCAACGGACCUCUUGCCUGCACUCACCCUGACGCUUUGCUGUGUCCCCCCCCCGUCUGUCGUUGGGUUAUUUCCACAGUCUGCUUCGUUCCCUCGUGACCAGUUCUACACUUUUUUUGCUCUUUUUAAAACAUUUUUUUUUUUAAAAAAAACAAACAACCCCAGUGUUAUUAAAAAAAAGAAGAAAAAAAAGACACCUUCCAAAAUUAAUUUUCCUCCCCGCUGCUUUUCUUAGGUCAAAGAUCGUUUUGUGUGUGUGUGUGCGCGCGUGUGUGUGUGUCCGACUAGACUUUACGACAAAUAAUUCGCUUCGCUUAAAGUCUCUAAACUUUUCAAACAAACAAACAAACAAUGGGAGGUGGUUUCCUUACCACUGAGACUCUGAAUGAGAGAUCCCUUGAGGACACUUGCAAAGUGUAACCCUUUUCCUUUUUCCUGGAAUUUCUUCCUUUUUCAUACAGACCAAGAUUGGCUCUCAUCUCCAAGAAGGCGCAAGGCAGAGAGGGUGGGGAGGGAACCUUUUAAAUGGGGGCGGGGGGCGGGUGGACAAGCUCUUUGUAAAAUGGUACUGUACCUGAAAGAUGUUAGCUUUUGAAGUAGUUGAUGUAUUGGUUCUUAGCUCUAGUAUUCCUAGGCUCCUGUGGGCCCGAUCCACCAGGAAGCUCCCCUGAAGAAGCUAAGGGCAGCUGUGAAAAGCGCUCGAGGGAGAAAAUUUCAGGUGGAUCAGGGCCCCCAUGUAUACAUUGUGAUGAAGAUCAUUGUCAUCAUCCUUUUAUAUAUAUUUAUAUAUAUAUAUAUGAGGGAAGAAAAAAGAAAGCUCAUGUACUGUGGAUUGUUUAAAAAUGUAUCUUUUUAGAUCUUUCUUUUUAUCCUUUUUAAAGAAAAAUGCAUUAUAGAGGUUCAGAAUCCUGUUCUGAGAAGUUCUUCAGAGGUUGGCUGGCACCCGGAGUGGAGUCACUGCGUGGCAUCUGCCCACUGUGUGUGCAUGGCGCAUACUCCCCCCCCGCCCGUUUCUUAGACCAGAGAAAGGGGAGAACCCUCCCAGGAUGGCCCUUGUGGUGUGCCCCAUAGCCCUGUGGGCCUCUUGGGCUGUGGCCGGAAUCUACCCUGGGGAGGGGAGAAACGUCGCCCACCCCACUGGCCCACUGCCAGUCGGUUGACGCCUCCAUGUGUCGAGUGAGAUUCUGAGAGGUCUCCGGCUCCUUGGGAGAGGCAUGCCGGAGGACGUGGUGAAGGGAGACGCGCCUCUCCCACACGGGGAAGCCCGGCUGGUUUACGGACUGAAGCGGUGGUCCUGGGAACCCUGGUGUUCCUCACUGACCAGUAAUGGUGGGCAAGCUCCCCGGAAGGACACCCUGCCCGCAGGUCUUCGCCGGGGUUGUAUAGUUGCCUCGCAAAACCUACCAACGAUGUCGCAGAGAUUUCACGCCAGGCAGUGCAGUUGUGAUAUUGUGACACGUGGUGUGUCCUGGGUCUGGGUGGUAAGACGGGGGUGGGUGUCCCCAAAGAUGGCUGGAUGGCAACUCCUAUCACCCCCUGCCACCGUGUGGCGGGGGGUGAUGGGAAUUGUAGUCCAGCCGCCCCAAGCUUCAGGAACCCCGUUUCAAGGCAAAGUUUGGGUGCACCCGAACCCCCGAGGGCCAAGCAAAGCAGGCAAGCAACAGACUCUCUUCCCUUUUAUCUUUUUGUAACAGCCAGAAAGCUCUUAGGAUACUUGUCAGUUGUGGAAGUGCAGGUUUCCAAAUAAUCAAAAGUUUUACCUCAAGGUAUGGUGUGGUGGUGGCGGUGGUGGGGAUAGAAUAUGGGGCGGGGAGACCUUUUUGUAAGGUUCAUCCAUUUUCUAGAAGCUAUUUUUUUUUUCCUUUCCAGCCUGUUCCUGGAGACCUGCAGUUCUGCAAAAGACACGCUCCGUAAUGGACUAUCCCAUGUUCUCAUGUAUAUAGAAAUGCUUUAUUUAUUAACACCAUUGGUCACUUAAAAAAAAAUCUAUCCUGCAUUUUGAAGAGCAGCAUUUGGCGGGGCGGGGGGGGGGUGCAAACUUUUUUUGGGUUUUUUUAAACCAAGCUCUGAUGAAUUGGGAGCCCUUUUUAUUUAAAUGCCUCUGACUUUUUAACCAACGGGUGCUACGGAUCUUUGAUAGUUUCCUGUGCCGGUGCUUAAUCCUUGUAUGUGUAUUCCGUUCUUUGGGGGGGGGGGGAUGUUCUGGGUUUUGUUUGGUUUCUUUUUGUACAGAACUUUGGAGACUUACAGGUAUCGGUAACUUCCAGAUAAAGCAUGAUUUUUUCUUUGUAUAUUCCUAGUCCCCUUCCAGGUCGGUCUUUUUCUCUUUCUCUGUAUCUUAAUUGUUUUAAAGUAGAACAGUUUGGAAAAAAAAUAAAAUAAAAGGAACAAAGA
Hemicordylus capensis (graceful crag lizard) is the source of this 5394-nucleotide messenger RNA. It is a transcript of the gene BRD3, whose product is annotated as bromodomain containing 3. The transcript is spliced from 16 exons. Gene Ontology annotation, cellular component: nucleus; chromatin. Gene Ontology annotation, biological process: regulation of DNA-templated transcription; chromatin remodeling. NCBI's taxonomy places the organism in Eukaryota, Metazoa, Chordata, Lepidosauria, Squamata, Cordylidae. The coding region runs from base 721 to 2973 and encodes 750 amino acids. The record is from RefSeq and is a predicted model, not a curated record.